UAGGAAGCGUGUGGGUGUUGUUUACCUUCUUUAAUUUUCCAUAUAUUUCUGUAUUUUUAGUGCAGAUAUCAAGAAUACUCUACUACUUAUAUUUGUCAUUUGGUGAUUACUGGAAUAUCAGUAUUUAUCAACGAUACUUUUAAAUCUGAUGCUUUCGAUUUUGAGACACAAGGCCAAGUUACUUCCUUUUGUAAUGUCCAAUUUGAAACCAGUUGUGAUAAGUGGACCAUCUGGCGCAGGAAAAAGCACCCUGCUGAGAAAACUCUUUCAGGAAUAUCCAAAUACUUUUGCAUUCAGUGUAUCGCAUACAACACGAAAGAAGCGGGAUGGUGAAACUGAUGGAAUACAAUACCAUUUCACAACUGUUGAAAGAAUGAAAGAAGAAAUUGAGAAAGGAUUGUUUGUUGAAUAUACAAAUUUUUCAGGCAAUUAUUAUGGCACAAGUAAAUCUGCGAUCAAAGAAGUACUUGACACAAACAAAAUAUGUAUAUUGGACAUUGAUGAACAAGGGGUGCGAAAUAUUAAAGAAAGUGAUAUUAAUGCAGUCUUUAUAUUCAUCAAGCCACCCUCUAUGGAUGAACUUCGAAGAAGAUUGACAUCAAGAGGUACUGAAACGCAAGAAAGUCUAGAAAGAAGAAUGAGCACUGCCGAAUCAUCAAUUUCAUUCAGCGAAAAACCUGGUGUUUAUGACUUUGUCUUGGAAAAUGGUGAUCUGAAUCAAUCAUAUAUCAAUCUCCUAAGUUUUAUGAAGCAGACAUGUCCGAACUUAUUGGAAAAGAGCAAGAGAUACAAUUCAAACGAUGAGUUGCCGCUCGCUGCAAGUGUCGGAAUGUUAGAACAAGCAUCAAAAUUGGAAGCGGGAGAUGCUGGAAGAAACGUUUGUAAUGGAUUUUCAGAAAUUAAAUUGGAAAGUAGUGUGGCAGAAAUACCUUUAAGCCCUACAAGAACUACUUCUGACCAAGAGAAUCCUGCAGUCGUUAAUGUUGGGGAAACUCCAUUGCUACUUGUUAAUGAAAUCUCCGAUGUGAAUUUAAGCGAGAGCGAUUCACCUGCAGUUGUCACACUCGAAGAGUCCGAAACAACUCUCCCUUCUGAUGGAGUCUGUGGUCGACAGUCUUGGUGUUCUAUUUCUUGACGACGAAGUUUAUAUAGAAAUAUUUGGUUUAUUUUUUAUUCAUGAAGCCUCUGCAGCAAGUUUCAUAUUAUUUAUCAUAAAUGUAGUAAAUAUGUUUUAAGUUUUAGUUUAGAUUUUCUUUUACUCGUGCACUGCAUGCCACAAUAGUUUAUCAUGAGUGUGAGAAUUUUAUUUUUUAUCUUCUGCUGUCUGAUUUCUGUAAAUUUUGUUAUCAUUUUAGUAUCGCAUGAAAAGCUUGGUACACGAUCAUGAUGUUUUGGUAAUCACUGUAAGAGCUGAAAAGUUAAAUAAGGCUGAUAAUAACAAGUCUAGCAGUAGCCAAAACCUCUUUUUCAGUUAUCCAAACUGGUCGUUUCCUUGAUCCUCAAUCAUGAGGCCAAAACACAUUUAUGCAACAAGGCUAGUUCCACCUUUUAUCAAAUUACUAUAUGCAAAACCAUAACCAUUAUUAGACUAAUCAAUUCGAAUCUAAAGACCCUAGUCUCUCUGUAUGCGAAUUUGGUUGGUGCUUCAUGUGUUUUAUUUCAGUUUUAAAAAUUGUGCAUUGUGACAAUCUUUUGUAAUACUGUUCAAUACAAAAAUUCUGCAUGAAAA
Styela clava is the source of this 1729-nucleotide messenger RNA. RefSeq names its product guanylate kinase-like. NCBI's taxonomy places the organism in Eukaryota, Metazoa, Chordata, Ascidiacea, Stolidobranchia, Styelidae. Gene Ontology annotation, cellular component: cytosol. Gene Ontology annotation, molecular function: GMP kinase activity. The record is from RefSeq and is a predicted model, not a curated record. Gene Ontology annotation, biological process: purine nucleotide metabolic process.